AAGCAGCAGGCUCCUCCCGGCUCUGCCCGUGUGGACUGUGUAGUUAUGAAACCGACCCGGUUAUAAAAUUACAAGUCGAGCUUUUCUCGUCGUUUAGUCUGAUUUAAGCUCAUUAGGUGAACAGUUCGCUGUGAAAAUGGAUAAAACUGUCAGUUUGCCUGACCAGCCGGACAGAUCCACCGCGGUCACUUUGGUGGAAACCAGCAGUAAUCCAAGUGGAGUGGUUUUGGUGAACACCUACCAGACCAAUCGAGUUGGAGAUCCAAUGGACCUUGUUGCUUUAGCACAGCAAGUUCAGAAGGGAGAUGAAUUUAUCAGAGCAAAUGCUUGCAACAGGUUGACCGUCAUCGCUGACCAGAUAAGAUACCUGCAGGAGCAAGCUAGAAAGGUGUUGGAGGAUGCUAAGAGAGACGCUGAUCUGCACCAUGCAGCCUGCAAUGUUGUGAAGAAGCCAGGAAAUAUGUACUAUAUGUAUAUGCGUGAAUCCGGACAGCGCUAUUUUUCUAUUCUUUCUCCUAAGGAAUGGGGUCCUAGUUGUCCACACAAGUUCCUCGGGGCCUACAAACUGCAGCACGAUAUGUCAUGGACUCCAGUAGAAGAGGUUGAAAAGAGAGAUGCUGAAAUCAGUAUAAUGGACAAGCUACUGAACAGUCAAGCAGCUCUGCCUGCUUGCACAGGGCCCAACUUUGAGGGUCUCUCGAAGUGAGACGACACUGAUCAGGGACCGUCUUAUGAUGUGGCCUUUCAAAGAGGCCAUUGGUCUUAUUGGACCUGAAUGAAAGGUUUUGGAAGUAAUUCACGUUGGACUGAGACCCAAGUGUUUACAAUUGAUUUUAACACUGAAAACCAUGGUAUAAUGUUUAUGGGACAAAAUUGAAUACUGUCUUAUUUGGAUCAUGCCUUGAAGCCGUGUGGUUUCCAGACACUGGACCUAGCAAAUGUUAGAAAACUAGAUUUAUGGGUAUAUGUUAAAAUUUUGUUGACUUAUUGAUGAUUGUGUGGCGUUAACACAGGUAACGGUGUUACUUUUUAAUUGAAAAGUAGUUGCCUUACUGAGUCAGGAGAAAAAACACGCCUGCUGCUGCCAGUCACCCUGUAAAGCCUAAAAUAAUCAUUUAAAAGUU
This is a messenger RNA of Pygocentrus nattereri (red-bellied piranha), 1124 nucleotides long. RefSeq names its product chromosome 21 C1orf50 homolog (gene c21h1orf50). The coding region runs from base 137 to 706 and encodes 189 amino acids. Lineage: Eukaryota; Metazoa; Chordata; Actinopteri; Characiformes; Serrasalmidae. The transcript is spliced from 5 exons. The record is from RefSeq and is a predicted model, not a curated record.